GUUGCACGCCUUUUGCUGGAGGCCAAUGCGGACAUGGACAAGGCCACGCAGGAUGGUGUCACCCCGUUGUACAUUGCAGCUCAGCUGGGACAGCUGGAGCUUUCACGCCUUUUGCUGGAGGCCAAUGCGAACAUGGACAAGGCCAUGCAGGAUGGCGCCACCCCGUUGUACACUGCAGCUGCGUACGGGCAGCUGGAGGUUGCACUACUUUUGCUGGAGGCCAAGGCGGACAUGGACAAGGCCAUGCAGGAUGGCGCCACCCCCUUGUACGCUGCAGCUGGCGCCGCCCCGGAUUUUGACUCAAUGCGCCAUGUAGCUCAGGAGGGGCGGCUGGAGGUUGCACGCCUUUUGCUGGAGGCCAAUGCGGACAUGGACAAGGCCAGGCGGGAUGGCGCCACCCCCUUGUACAUUGCAGCUCAGAAGGGGCGGCUGGAGGUUUCACGCCUUUUGCUGGAGGCCAAGGCGGACAUGGACAAGGCCAAGGCGGACAUGGACAAGGCCACGCAGGAUGGUGUCACCCCGUUGUACAUUGCAGCUCAGAAGUGGCAGCUGGAGGUU
Messenger RNA from Symbiodinium necroappetens, 558 nucleotides. The record is from the annotation of a GenBank genome assembly. Lineage: Eukaryota; Dinophyceae; Suessiales; Symbiodiniaceae.